AUGGAAGAUUGGGGCGGUGGUUCCUCCUGUGGACCAUCCCCACGCACUAUGUGUCCCGACGCCGAUGCCCCGCAUGCAUUACUGUGGGGCAGUCCCGAGUUCAUCGGUCUGGGUUUCCUUGUCUUCGUCACAAUUAUCAUCUGUGAACGAUUCGGUCCCCCAAUCCUGAAGUCAUGUGCCGUCGUCGUCGGUCUCCUUGUUGGCUCUAUCGUCGCCGCCGCAUGCAACUACUUCGAAUCGUCCGGUAUCGCUGAAGCUCCCGUUAUCUCCUUCGCCUGGGUCCACACUUUCCCGUUAUCGAUCUACCCUCCGCUCAUCUUACCUAUGCUGGCACUAUACCUCGUUACUAUGAUGGAGUCUAUUGGUGAUAUUACCGCUACUUGUGAUGUCUCCCGCGUCCAGGUCGAGGGCCCAAUGUUCGAUUCUCGCAUUCAGGGUGGUGUUCUAGGAAAUGGAUUGACUAGUGUUAUCGCGGGUCUGAUGACCAUCUCGCCUAUGUCUGUCUUUGCACAGAAUAACGGUGUUAUUGCGUUGACUAAGUGCGCGAACCGUAGCGCGGGAUACUCCUGCUGCUUUUUCCUCGUUGUCAUGGGUCUUUUCGCCAAGUUCGCCGCGGCGCUUGUCUCGAUUCCUAGUGCUGUGCUGGGUGGUAUGACCACUUUCCUUUUCAGCAGUGUUGCUGUUUCGGGUAUUCGCAUUAUCAGUACAAUUGACUUCACCCGACGCAACCGUUUCGUCCUUACUACCAGCUUUGCGCUGGGUAUGGGCAUUACGCUUGUUUCCUCGUGGUGGGACUAUGUCUUGACUUAUGAUGGUGAUAACCAUGCCCUGGUUGGCUUGGUUAAUGCGGUUAACCUGGUCAUGGAGACUGGAUUUGCGGUUACCGCUCUUGUUGGUGUUGUUCUCAACUUGAUUCUUCCUGAUGAGCCAGAUGAUGUUCCUGUUUGGGAUUCCAAUGAGGGAGAGGAGCCCGUGGAAGAGUUGGCUGAGCCUACGACUUCGGGCAAGAUGGAGCCUUCUACAUGA
Penicillium malachiteum is the source of this 1026-nucleotide messenger RNA. Its product is annotated as Purine permease. The transcript has a single exon. The record is from RefSeq and is a predicted model, not a curated record. Gene Ontology annotation, biological process: xanthine transport; transmembrane transport. NCBI's taxonomy places the organism in Eukaryota, Fungi, Ascomycota, Eurotiomycetes, Eurotiales, Aspergillaceae. Gene Ontology annotation, cellular component: fungal-type vacuole; membrane. Bases 1 to 1026 code for a protein of 341 amino acids. Gene Ontology annotation, molecular function: xanthine transmembrane transporter activity.